Molecule: messenger RNA, 331 nt
Organism: Hyposmocoma kahamanoa
Lineage: Eukaryota; Metazoa; Arthropoda; Insecta; Lepidoptera; Cosmopterigidae
Exons: 4
Coding region: 8-331 (107 amino acids)
Molecular function (GO): protein binding
Source: RefSeq, a predicted model, not a curated record
CGUCACUAUGAUAUUCAGACGGGUAUACACCAGUCUUAUUGUUAUCGGGCUUGCAACAGAAGUAUGGUCACACGUUGAAAUAGAAGCUGAAGAUUACUUCUUCCCCCUAGAGCCGGUUAUCAAUUUCUGCAAGAUGGCGGAUCAAUGCCAACACGACUUCGUCCCGAUCUGCGGGCAGGAUUCCCUCGGUAUCACCAGGAUGUUCAACGACGUCUGUGACCUUUAUGAAUACAACUGCGAUGAUAAAAAACAAUACCGACAUGUCAAAAUGGAUGUAUGCAAAUACGAAGUAGCAGCUGCCGAGCGACUGGGUGACGACGGCACUAGAUAG